GUGCAGUUAGGUAAAGUAAAGCAGCAUAAGAAGAACGACAAGGCAAACAGAGCCUUCAGGGAAAGAUGGUGCGAACUGCCCUCUUCCUUCUGCUGCUCAACACCUCGGGCUGCUGUGGUUUUGGCUUUAAAAGCUGCUUCAUGUCCUACCCCGGGACUGGCAACAUGAGGUGCAGCAACCAGAACAUAGCUAACCUCACUGACGUCCUGAGCAAGAUCCCAGAUAACACAACACAACUAAACCUGUCCAUGAACAAGAUCAAUGUCAUCCCACAUGGGUCAUGGAGUCAUCUGUCUGGGCUUAAAUACCUGGACAUGAGCAAGAACAAGCUGGCCGAUCUGAAAGGAGGAGAAUUCAGAGGCCUGGGUGUCCUGAAUUUACUCAACCUUACCGGAAACAACAUCUCACACAUCAACUCUAGUAGCUUUGAUGCGCUAAGUAUGCUACAAACCCUGCUUCUGAAUCGAAACAAACUUGGCACAAUCUCUCCGGAUAUCUUUAACUCCCUACCAGCGAUUCAACAUGUCGAUCUGUCCAAUAACAUUCUCCAGAGUCUCAGCUGUGGAGACUCUGGUGGAUCUUCUACUCUUCAGCGUCUUGAUCUUUUCUCAAACAGCAUCCGGAUGAUAAAUCUGAGCUGUUUUCCUGCCCUGCAGCACAUCUCUCUGUCUUUCAACCCAAAGCUGGAGCUACACUCUGACGUUUUUGCCUCCAACCCCAGGCUGAAAAAUCUGCUUUGUGAGGGAGUAAAAGCCAAAGUGCUGAUGGGACUCUCGGCAGAGACAAAAAGGAAUCUCUCUUGGGUCUCAUUUUCUCUGUCUUUGGAGGAAUCUCCAUUGACCAUAUGCGGGCUGCUGAAAGGAAUGGAACAGCUUGAUAGAGUUGAGGUCGACUUGAAGAGAUCCAGGUUACCAGAGACGAACUCCAGCCUUAUGGACUGUAACACUCCAAGUAUGGUGAUAAUUAAUCAUGCAAACCUCGAACAUGUUACCCAGUUGGGCAGGGGUAAUACGAGCACACUUUACCUAAACAACUGUGGUUUGAAGCAGAUAUCUCGUACUACAUUUGAUGGUUACCCAGGACUGAAAACACUGGAGCUAAAUAGAAAUGCACCCGACAUUCAGCGAGAUACAUUCAUAGGACUGACCCACCUUACAAAUUUAGGCAUGGACAGCUGCAGAGUUCGUGACAUUCACCCCGACUGGUUUGUCCCUCUGAAGAAGCUGACUCGCCUGUCUCUCAUUAAAAAUGAAAUCAGUUGGUUGAGAAAGAAUGUAUUCAGCAAACUUAAUAAUCUUGAGGAGCUCUACCUGCAGUUCAACAUGCUGAAAUACAUCAUGAAUAACCCCUUCAGUAAGUUGCGGAGUCUAAUAAAGCUCAACCUCAGCUCGAACAUCAUUCUUUUCAUCAAAAACCAUACCUUUGAAGACCUUAUCAACCUCAGAUAUUUGAGCUUAAAUGGGAACCGCAUAAAGAUGCUGUCAACAAAUAUUCUGUCUGGCCUGACCAAUUUGAGGAAAAUGGUUUUGUACAACAACCGCCUCCAUUUUAAGCUCAAUGAAGCCCCUUUCAUCAACCUUACUUCCCUUGAGUUUCUGGACAUGCGGUACCAGGGGCCCGGACGUGAAUGCAUUGGUGUCAUUGGACCAAAUUUCUUCAAAGGUCAAAGCAGACUUCGCGCAUUCAAGAUUGGACAAAGCAGAAUUUUAGAAUUCCACCCUGACGCCUUUGUUCCUCUGAUCAAUUUGCAAAACUUGUUCAUAGUCGGAGUGGCUAUGAAAAAGACCAACCUGAGCGCAAUAUUCUCCCCUCUGAAAAGUCUGAAACUACUGACCCUCAGAGUAGACCUCGAUGUUUUCCCCGCUAACCUGCUGCCUCCAGAUAACUCACUGGAGUAUAUCAAAGUUUGGUCAAACCACCUUCACACUGUGGACAAAAGCAUGAUGGAUGCUCUGCCAAGAUUGCUUGUAUUGGACAUUUCAGAUAACCCGAUCAGCUGUAACUGUGAUAAUGCCUGGUUCAAGAACUGGGCCAUCCACAACAAUCAAACAAGGGUGUCCUUCCUGUACGACAUUCGGUGCGACGAGGAAAGGAAAUCUCCCUUCCUUUGGCAGUUUGACGAAAAGGCUUGCUCCUUUGAAUAUGUUUCCUUCACCCUCUUCAUCGCCUGCUCUGUUGUGGACAUUUUGUUUGUAUGUGUGUGUCUGGCCUGGCACACACAGGGCCCCACUGUGCGCUACCUGCUGCUCGUCCUCAGGGCCAAACUACGUGGACGUAGAAGUGCCAAAUUCCAGUAUGAUGCAUUCAUCUCCUACAGCUCUAAGGAUGAGGGCUGGGUGAUGAAGCAGUUGGUUCCCAGCCUGGAGAGGCCUGCUGCAGGUGCACCCCCCCUCCGGCUGUGCCUCCACCACAGAGACUUCCGACCCGGCGCUGCUGUCCUGGAGAACAUCGAGGCCGCCAUUUACGGUUCUCGCCACACCAUCUGUGUGGUGACGCGUAAUUUCCUGCAAAGCGAGUGGUGCUCCAUGGAGUUUCAGCUGGCCAGUCUGAGGCUUUUAUACGAUGGCAGUGACGUCCUGCUGCUGGUGUUCCUGGAGGAGAUACCUGAACGCUGCUUGUCUCCCUACACACGUUUAUGCAAGAUUGUUCGCAAGAAGACCUACCUGCUGUGGCCGGAGGAACCACAGGAGCAGGACACCUUCUGGGUCAGACUGAUCGAUGCUUUGAAGGACAAAGAGGAGGAGGAGGGAGAAGGAGGUGGAGAACAUGAUAUGGCACGUCUAAUUGGCUAGAACGAAUGCUACAUAUUCAACCUAUCCCUAAUUCAAUGUUCACAGCCUGACUGAUGCAUUGAUGCAAUCCAACAUAAUAUGGCAAUUUUUCGUUACUCGAGUUACUGAGUUUUGUUUUCAUUUAGUUGUGGCUCGCUUCUUGUUGACAUCAUUGCUGCCUAGUAAAAAGUGGAACAUGCUCACAGCAGGGUACUUUCCGGAGAAGAUUAUAAUGGUCCGUUAAUAAUAGUGUGCAUUAAGUCUUGAUAUAUGAAGUUGGUUUCCACAUAAAAAGUGAGGACUUGCAAAGUUCUAUAAUUUCACUGUAAUUACCUUUUUUUUUUGGCUUUUAAAGUUUUGUGUGCGCUGUUUUUAUGAAAUGACGUGUUUUGUUUUAUGUAUUUUCUCAUGAGCAAAAGGAGAAAUAUGUAGCAAGAAAAUUCACUGUAAGGGCAGUUAAGUCCAUUUUACAUUUGAUAUUUCAACCAUUCUGUAGACUGAACUAGUCUGUUUUUUUU
Molecule: messenger RNA, 3289 nt
Organism: Trematomus bernacchii (emerald rockcod)
Lineage: Eukaryota; Metazoa; Chordata; Actinopteri; Perciformes; Nototheniidae
Product: toll-like receptor 13
Exons: 7
Coding region: 66-2792 (908 amino acids)
Biological process (GO): immune response; inflammatory response; toll-like receptor signaling pathway
Cellular component (GO): membrane
Molecular function (GO): protein binding; transmembrane signaling receptor activity
Source: RefSeq, a predicted model, not a curated record